Messenger RNA from Spodoptera littoralis (African cotton leafworm), 1671 nucleotides. The record is from the annotation of a GenBank genome assembly. NCBI's taxonomy places the organism in Eukaryota, Metazoa, Arthropoda, Insecta, Lepidoptera, Noctuidae.
AUGGAGGAAGAAAGUGAAACAAACGAGGACCUUGAUCUUGUUUUUGUAACACAAGAAGAACAAGAGUCUUCAGUAGAACAGCCGCCAGAAGAAUGGUCGUCGGUAGAAAUUGCAAUUCUAGAAGAGAAUAAAAAGAAAGUGCUGUAUAAGGAAGGUCUAUACAGUCCAGGAAGUGGAGAACUAUGUGCAAAAUAUAUAACUGUAUCAAACAGCUCAAUUUUAAGACAUUUGUAUUACAACUACCCACCCGUUGCUGAUCCUGGCAUAAAUGAGGCUUUACUUAAGGCGGAGCAAGAAACAAUUUAUUCUGAUGAUGGCCAGGCUUUAUAUUUACAUCUGUGCAACGAAAUUAAUAUAUGUCCAGUGAGGUUGUUUUACAAUAGCCUACUUAAGUCUGAAAUCGAUUUACGUUACUAUGGUGUCGAGGAGAAAGGUGUUCGACCAAUGGCUUUGGCUUUACAGUUUAACAAACACGUACAUCGCUUCAAUCUCACAGGGAAUUUUUUGAACGAUGAUGCCUGCUAUCAUCUUGGUCAUAUGUUAUCAUAUAACUGUACAUUAAAUGAAAUCGUUUUAGAUGGUUGCCGAAUAGGUGCCUCGGGUAUACUUCGGUUAGGUCGUAACUUACACAUAAAUCGAACUUUGAUGUUCUUGAGUCUUGAAAAUAAUUACCUUGGAGAUAUUGGCGGAACACAUUUCGCUGAUCAGUUAUUGAAUACUACCGUCAAUCGAGUUAAUUUAUCAAAAAAUCAAUUGGGCAGACUGACAGCUACAGCUUUAGCUGAGGUUUUCGAGUGGUCGAACAGAUUAACACAUCUCAAUCUCUCGUGGAACUGUUUCUAUCAUAUUCCGUCUACAAUUAAAAUGCUCGAACAAUUGGCAUUAAGUACAUGUUUAGAGGAAUUGUCGUUGUCUUUUAAUUCACUUGGAGGAGAUCGUGUGGCUAAUGCGAUCAAAAAUAUUCUCUUGAUUCCCACAUUGACAUUAUUAGAUUUGAGCAAUAAUAAUUUCCAAAAAGAAGCUAUAGACACAAUUAUUUCCAAUUUAUUAUCAGCUAGGAAGUUGAUUACGUUUAAUCUUUCGUUUAAUCCCAUGACACCGCAAGAUGCAUUCAACGUCCUACAACUAAUGUUAAAGCCUCGAAUUAAAAUAAAUCAAUUGUUGCUAGAAAACGUAUGUGUAUCAAAGCCUUUCGUAGCACUAUUGACAAGAGUGAAAAAAAGGAAAAAUCGCAAAAAUUUCGUAUGCACGUUUGGCACUAUCUUACAAAACUGGACUAUAGUGGAGCCCGAUGGAAGAGAUUUAAUUCUUAAAAGAGUUCAGUACCUUGGCAUGUCUAAGAAGACUCAAGUGGACACAGCUAUGUACCUCUUAAGUUUAGCCAAAGAGUACUCAAAACCGAUUACAACAAAAGAGUUUCAAGAACGUACAGAUGCUGACCAUGUAGGGCUAGAUGAGAGUCUCGUUAUGGGUUUAGCGGAAAUAUUUCCGGGUCCAAGAACAGCAAAGUACCGGACUAUUAAUCUUAAUUUAAUAGUUGAGUAUAUUCUCCGGUUAUGGCCAGAUAAAAAACUGCCCCCCACACCUCCACCAGAGCCUGAACCUGUAAUUGAAGAAGCUCCACCACCACCGCCGCCAACGAAGAAGGGAAAAGGGAAAGCCAAUAAGUAA